AUGACUGUUCAAACUCUCAACCAGCUUCUGAGCAACGCAGCCAGCUCCAGCACAAACCGUGAGGUUGUGACCUACCCCAGCGGGUCAAUCGACAAGGAGGCCCAGCGGCUCACUUAUGGGGACCUUUAUACGCUGGUAAUCGGUAACGGCAAUCUCUUGCGCAACCUCAAUGUGUGUUCUGAUGGCUCUAUCGUUCUACUUCAUUUCGAAAAUCAUCUCGAUAAUAUUAUCUGGCUGUGGUCUGUUAUCCAUGCAGGAUGUGUCCCCGCCAUGUCGACUGGUUUUCCAAAAAGCACGGAUUCUUGUAAAAGGCAUCUGUGCCAUCUGAAUAGUCUUCUGGACAAUCCUGUUUGCCUAACGAGCUCGAAUAUACGGUCCAUAUUCCCAUCAGAUACUGAUCUCAAUAUUAUCGACGUUGAAACGCUUGGGAUACCCCGACAUAAUUCGCUCGGAGCAUUCGCUAGCCCUCUCAGUUCUAAGCCAGCUGAUACGGCUUUACUUAUGUUAACUUCUGGUAGCACCGGUCUACCGAAAGCAGUCUGCUUGACUCAUGGGCAGAUAAUUGCUUCCCUUCAGGGGAAAUGCGCGAUUCUACCCGUGAAGGAUGGCGGUGCCUUUUUGAAUUGGAUCCGGCUUGAUCAUGUCGGCAGCCUUAUUGAAAUACACCUCCUUUCUUUGUUCACCGGGACAGACCAAGUGCAUGUUCAACCGGAAGACAUCGUGUCCGAGCCAUCUACCUUUCUUCGGGUGAUCGAGCGACAUCACGUUGCUAGGACGUUUGCUCCGAAUUUUUUCCUUGCAGAACUUGAGCGCUUUUUUGAUUCCGCUGGCGCAGCAAGCGACAGCUUUAAUCUGAGCUCUCUGCAGGCCAUUGUGUCUGGAGGCGAAGGAAACGUGGUUUCGAACUGCUCUCGGGUCUCCCGUCGGCUUCAAGAACACGGCGCGCCUUCAAACGUCAUUGUGCCGGCUUUUGGCAUGACCGAAACAUGUGCUGGAUCGAUAUAUAACCUUUCAUUUCCCUCGCAUGACCUGGAGCAGAAGUAUGAAUUUGCAUCUGUUGGAUAUGGUGUCCCUGGGAUUGAAGUCCGCAUCACCUCCUCCGAGGGUGCAUUGACUGGUCCAGGCGAGGUUGGAAACCUCGAACUCAAGGGCCCUGCCGUAUUUUCCGCCUACCAUAACGAUCUGUUCGCGACUGAAGAAGCAUUCACGUCGGAUCGAUGGUUUAAAACCGGAGACAUGGCACUCACAGAUAAGAGUGGGAGGCUAGUCCUGGUCGGACGUACGAAGCAUGUCAUUUCAAUCAAUGGGGUCAAGUAUUACCCACAGACUCUCGAGGCUGCGAUCGAGGACGCAGGCAUAGAAGGGGUCACGGGAGGAGAUUUGGUGUGCUUUUCCCAACAUUCCCCUGGUGCUCCAACAGAAGCUGUUUGUAUCAUGUAUGUUCCUAGGUACCCAAAUGGGGAUCUUGAGGCCCGGCAUAACACGAUGAAAGCUAUUGGAAAAGCAGUUUUCAUGAUAACAAAUAGUCAUCCGAUCGUGUUGCCAGUGCAAAGGAUUGAAAGAUCAGCACUUGGAAAGAUAGAAAGAUCUGUCAUGUCCAGAGCGUUUGAAAAUGGCCAGUUCCAGGUUGAUCAGAUGAGGAACGCCGAAAUGAUCGAAAGAUAUCAGCGUUCGAUCUACCUGCCACCAGAAAACAACAUAGAGAGGAUAGUCUUGGAGGAAGUUGCAGAUGCUUUGAACGUGGAGCAAGAAUGCAUCAGUGCGACAACCAACAUUUUUGAGAUGGGAUUGACAUCCAUCAGCCUAAUCAAACUGCAAAGAUGUCUUCAAAGACGACUAGCCCUUGUCAAAGAAGUUCCCGUUGCCACCAUCAUCACGCAUUCAACAGUGCGCAGGUUAGCGGUGUCACUGCAAGAGCCUGAUGCAUAUACACCCUUUGUGCCGCUCCAAAUACAGGGCAAGAAACCCCCACUCUGGCUGAUACAUCCAGCAGCUGGCGAAGCACUCGUCUUCCUGAACCUGGCCAAGCAGAUUACUGAUCGCCCAGUAUUCAGCUUCCGCGCACGAGGAUUCAUUCCUGGUGAACCUUAUUUCUCCAGCCUGGAGGAGUGUAUUUCUAUCUACUACUCGAAUCUUAAAAAGCAACAGCCUCAAGGACCGUACUGCAUCAUGGGAUAUUCAUACGGCGCAAUGCUGGCUUUUGAGAUUGGCAAAAUUCUUGAACAGAAUGGCGACGAAGUACGCUUUUUGGCUAGCGUCAACCGCCCACCGCAUGUGCACCCACGUCUGCAGCAAGUGCAAUGGUCAGACUGUCUGCUCAAUCUGGCUUAUUUUGUGGACGUCAUAACAGAGGAUGUGUUCCGCACACUGUUGACUGAGUUAGCAGGCUUGUCCAAGGUAGACGCUAUCACGCGCCUCAUCCAUUCUGCGAACGCAUCCCGGUUGUCUAAUCUAGCGCUGGAUGAGCAGAAAUUGGAGAAUUGGGCAAAUGUCACCUUUAGUCUGCAAGAAAUCGCAAGGAAAUACCAACCUAAAGGGUCGGUCGAGCACCUGGACAUCUUUUAUUGCGAUCCACUUGAGAUGGUCGGGGCUACUAAGGAAGAAUGGUUGCAACGUUUGGGCAAAUGGCAAGACUUCUCAAGAAAGAAAAUUAAAUACUACGGGCUUCCGGGGAAGCAUCACGAUGUAUUUGGGCCCAGACAUGUACGAGAGUUGCACAAGUCGCUUGAACAGGCAAUGAUGGUGAGAGGCGUAUGA
Molecule: messenger RNA, 2757 nt
Organism: Aspergillus affinis
Lineage: Eukaryota; Fungi; Ascomycota; Eurotiomycetes; Eurotiales; Aspergillaceae
Product: non-ribosomal peptide synthetase
Exons: 1
Coding region: 1-2757 (918 amino acids)
Biological process (GO): biosynthetic process; secondary metabolic process
Molecular function (GO): CoA-ligase activity
Source: RefSeq, a predicted model, not a curated record